This is a messenger RNA of Sycon ciliatum, 1644 nucleotides long. Its product is annotated as beta-1,4-galactosyltransferase 7-like. The record is from RefSeq and is a predicted model, not a curated record. Gene Ontology annotation, biological process: proteoglycan biosynthetic process; carbohydrate metabolic process. The transcript is spliced from 5 exons. Lineage: Eukaryota; Metazoa; Porifera; Calcarea; Leucosolenida; Sycettidae. Bases 244 to 1173 code for a protein of 309 amino acids. Gene Ontology annotation, cellular component: Golgi apparatus. Gene Ontology annotation, molecular function: xylosylprotein 4-beta-galactosyltransferase activity.
ACAAAGAAGAUUGUUCUAUUGCAAAUAAUUAAUUCAUGUCAUUGUUGUAGAUAUUUUAUGCUACUGAAUGAGUGAUGCUAUGCUCAUCUUCUCGACAAGGAGAGUCUUCUUCGUCUGCAUACUAUGGUGUGAUUUUACACGCUAUGCCUUGCCUUCACUCUCGGCAAAUAAUUUCCCAGCAAUGCCCAGCAUGCUAACUAAAUCAUCGUUCCAUUGAAUUGACACUCUGCUGUGGAUGUCACAAUGAGACGUCUGCUGGUGUUACUUGGUCUGUAUGCCAUUGUUUCAACUUGUCUCCUUCUAUUUCUUCUCACCCCGGAGGAAGCUGUCAAAUGGCAACCUCAGUCGACAUCCCAGAAGUGUCGCUGUGAGAAUAAGGUGCCUUCAACGAUGCAGUCAACCCAUCGCCUGGAGAAAGUGUUCACAGAUGUCGUCAAAGCUCAGAAAAGCAACCACAAACUCGCUAUAGUCGUGCCGUACCGGAAUCGACUUGCUGAGUUGUUGGAGUUUGUUCCCCAUAUCCACACCUACCUCACAAAGAAGAAAAUCAAUUUCCAGAUAUUUAUCAUUGACCAAUUUGAUGUUUUCCGGUUUAAUCGCGGUGCGUUGAUAGAUGUGGGAUUUGUAGUGGCCAGGGAGGCUGGCUGCGACUACAUGGCCAUGCACGAUGUUGACCUAUUGCCAUUGAAUCUAGAGCUGGACUACGGCUUUCCAGCAAAGGGUCCUUUCCAUGUAGCUGCACCUCACCUCCAUCCGAAGUACCACUAUAAGACAUUCAUUGGUGGAAUCGUCAUCAUGACCCAGGAGCAGUUUGAAAAGGUCAAUGGCCUCUCGACUCGAUACUGGGGCUGGGGACGUGAAGAUGAUGAGUUCUACCGCAGACUGGGUGAUGCUGGCUAUAAGGUGGUACGCCCUGGUAAUCUUACAACCGGCCCAUCAAACACCUUCCGCCACUUGCACAAUGAUAAGCUGAGAAAGCGUGACUACAAGCGUAUUGGUGCUCAGCGACAGGUGCAAUGGCAGCGCGACCGCAAGACCGGCCUGUCCACCAUCGCCAGAGAGCACCGGGUCGUCAACACGCACGAGUUGAGUGCCGGUGGCCACGAUUUCCAGAUGGUCACAGUCGAGCUGCACUGCGAUGUCAAGCAAACACCUUGGUGCGAAGAUAAAUGAUCACCUGCUGUUUGUUGUUGUAUCAGCGUUGGAAAGUGUCCGCGGAAGAACACGAAUAAUGCAUGCCUUCUUGAACCCUAUCUAACUGUUGACAAAGAACUAAACCAAAAAUUCAACGAAACCUGUUUUAUACUCCAGCCCCAAUGGCUCAUACCACGUAAUUAUCACCUUUCAUUCUUCUUACACUGUAGUACCAUCAGCUCUUUGAUAUCUUUAGCAUAAUGCUCUCGUGCAGGCGCGAUAGUCUUUUCUUCAUCUGCAGGUACCAUGUACUAGGUGUCUGCAGCUAAAUUUUGUCUUUCUAGUUCUUUUUUCUUUUAACUUGUUCUUUGUCUAGGUGCUUGGAUACUAGGUUCCAAUCUGUCAGGAUAAUAAUAUAUUUUUGAAUUCUGUAUUCAUGUGCCGUGGUUCUAGCACCCGAUGGUACACCCUGCCUACUACACGUACUUGAGAAGGUGACACCUUGUUGUA